AUGCCGCCGCCGGCGGUUCGGCCUCACGGAGAGCGGCCGCCUGACGCGGGGGCGACGGCGGCGCGGCGCGCGGAGCGACAUCGAGCGCCGCCCGCUGGAGAUCGCUUCGAGGGGCGGCGGCGUGGGCCGGGCGGCGAGCGCCGCGGGCAGGGCGUGGGCCCUCCGGCCAGUUCAUCUGCCCGGACGCUGAAGGGCGUGAUCAGGAGGACGCGCUGCUGCGGCAGCGCCUCGUCCGCACCGGCCCGCGGCGCGGGUCGGCUCGUUCCCCGCCAACGCCGUCGAACGGCGUGCCUCGUGCCGCGCGGCCGGAGGUUUGGCCUCACGGCGAUUGGCGGGCCACGUCGGCUGCAUUUGGCCGCGCGGGGCGACGGGGAGCGCGUCGAUGGCCGCGGCGGCGCGGUGUGCAGAGCGACGGCGAGCGCCGCCGCUGAGGCUUGCUUCGAGGAGGCAGCGGCAUGGACCGACCGGCGAGCGCGGCGUACGGGGCGUGCCCCUCCUCUCCGUACCCAAGGUGACGGGGGCACUGCAACCCCACAGUCGCCCUCGGCAACCGUGGUGGCGGUGGCGGCUACUCGGACGCUCAAGAGGAUGUGGAGGGGGCGCUGCUGCGCCAGCUCCUGGGCCGCGCCGGCUCGUUCGACGUCGAAGCUUCCCCUGACACUGGAGGAUGUGAUAUCCAAAAACAAGAAAUCCAGGAGGCAGUCGAGCUACCAUUGACACACCAUGAGAUGUACUGCUCUAUGGUCCUUCAGGCACUGGCAAGACCAUGCUUGCUAACACACUACUGCUGCUUUUAUCUGAGUAAUUGGUUCAGAGUUUGUGCAGAUGUACUUGAGUGAGGCAAGACGCGGAUAGUUGUAACAUGCAUUUGUUAACCUUGUUUAUGCAUUCAGUAUUUCCGUUGUC
This is a messenger RNA of Triticum dicoccoides, 906 nucleotides long. RefSeq lists its product as uncharacterized. Lineage: Eukaryota; Viridiplantae; Streptophyta; Magnoliopsida; Poales; Poaceae. The record is from RefSeq and is a predicted model, not a curated record. The coding region runs from base 1 to 717 and encodes 238 amino acids. The transcript is spliced from 2 exons.